AUGUCGAAAAUUGUCGGGUAUCUAUUCGCCGUGGCGUUGCUGUGGCAUGGAGCCUUCAGCCAAAGCCAAACCCAGAGUGCUCCAGCCUAUACAGCUACCGAACUCCCCUUCGCCAUAACCCCAGACACCAUUGAAGGAGACCCCGACUACAUCCCACCCAUCUUCCCUAUCCUCCCAUUCACCAAAUACGCCAACAACCCAAUCCUAUCCCCCAACCCCUCCAACGCCUGGGAAUCCGCCUACCUCUACAACCCCACCGCCAUCGUCCUCAACAACACCAUCUUCCUCCUCUACCGCGCCCAAGACGCCAACCUAACCUCGAGCAUCGGCCUCGCCUGGUCCACCUCCGGCACCAACUUCACGCGCCUCUCGCGCCCGAUCAUCUACCCGACCGAGGCCUGGGAGCUCGGCGGCGGAACCGAAGACCCGCGCAUCGUCCGCGUAAAUGGCACAUUCUACGUGACCUACACGGCGUACGACGGCGUGAAACCACGUCUCUGCAUCGCGACCUCGACGGAUCUGCUCACCUGGACCAAGUAUCCCCCGCUCUUCCCCAACUGGCUCGAUGUAGCAUUCUCCGACAUCGACGUCCCCAGCGCGAGGGCCAACCACACCAAAUCCGGCGCCAUCGUCUCCGAGCCGACGGGGGAUGGGCUUUACCACAUGUACUGGGGCGACAGCAGCUUCUACCACGCGACCUCGCCGGACCUGUUGAACUGGACCAGCCUCCCGGCAGACCAGGCCUUCGCGACCCCUCUCCUCCCCUGGGAAAACCGGCUUAUUGAGCCCGGCCCCCCGCCCAUCGAGACGCGGGACGGGCGGUGGAUACUCGUGUAUAACGGCAUGACGACCGGGCGAGUCGGGUACCCUAGGAACCAGUACAGCGUCGGCCAGAUGCUGAUAGAUCCCUCCGGGAGCUUCAGAUUCCAGAGACUGAAUCAAAGUGACGAGAGCUAUGAGCCUGCGCUGAGGGAUGGGCCGGUUGCGCGGAUCGAGAGGCCGAUGCUGGUGCCGGAGCAGCCGGAGGAGCUGGAGGGGUUGGUUGAUGCGGUUGUUUUUGCGGAGGGGCUUGUGCAGUACAGGGGGAGGUGGUGGUUGUAUUUUGGGCAGGCGGACUCGACGUUGGGGGUUGCGACUGCGGAGGUGCAGCCGUGA
Molecule: messenger RNA, 1155 nt
Organism: Coniosporium apollinis CBS 100218
Lineage: Eukaryota; Fungi; Ascomycota; Dothideomycetes
Exons: 1
Coding region: 1-1155 (384 amino acids)
Source: RefSeq, a predicted model, not a curated record